Strigops habroptila (Kakapo) is the source of this 1972-nucleotide messenger RNA. It is a transcript of the gene CCDC178, whose product is annotated as coiled-coil domain containing 178. The transcript has 15 exons. NCBI's taxonomy places the organism in Eukaryota, Metazoa, Chordata, Aves, Psittaciformes, Psittacidae. The record is from RefSeq and is a predicted model, not a curated record. The coding region runs from base 23 to 1972 and encodes 649 amino acids.
GUAAAAGUGUGUAACAUCUGAGAUGUAUAAUGAAGCUUAUGUUUUGCUUUUGCAGUAUGAUUAUGUGUUUAAGGAGGAGAAAGCACCAUGGGUAACAAAACAGGUCAGUGCUGACCCUAUUGAGGAUAACUGGUUAUCAUUACCCACUGAGUUGGAUUCUAAAGAAGCUGAUGUAUCUUGUGAAGAUGGCAAGACAUUAACCUUGAAGCAGGAAACAGAAGUUUUGCUAUUGGACGUUACUCAGCUAAUUAAGCGACUGGAGGCUGAUCGUGAGGAGGCAGAAAAAGCUUUGGAGUUGGAAAAACAGCUAGGGAAAAAGCUUAGCAUGAAAAUGGAUUGCUUGUCACUUUGGAGGCUUCAGCAGCUCUCUGAAGCCGUGCAAAGAGAAUAUGAUAUGUGUGCUCAAGAUAUCUUGGAGCUACAAUGGCAUAUCGAUUGUAAAAGACAUCAGCUGCAACAGAUACAAACCCAAAUACUUCCAAUAGAAACAGACAAUAGAAAGAUUCAGGAGGAUAUAGACUUGAUGAAGAAACACAGCCAUCUGCUGGAAGAAAAGCUGAAUCUAGAGGGUGAAGCUGUGAAGGAUGUGUUACUGGCUUAUGAAAAGGCAUCAAAAUUAUAUAGUGAUGUUUGUUGUGAACUCACGGAAAUUCAAAAGACAAUGAAAGACAUUGAUGAAGAAUCUGAAAAGAAGAUAAAAUCUAUGUCUGAGGAAACUAAAUGUGCUGAGACGCUAUUGCAUCAAUACAAGAAUGAGUUAAAGCAGUCUGAAUUUAUUUGGACUGAAUACUGUAUGAAGUUAAAAGAAACAGAGGAGAAGAUUAUAAAGGAUGAAAAACACCUUGAGGAGUUAGUGAAGCAAAAAGCAGAAAUCCAGGAAGAUGCAGAAUAUUGGAACAGCAAAAUAGAAGAUUUGAAUAAUAAAAUGGCUUCCCAAGGAGAUGAAAGUGUAAAAAUAUCAGAUGCUUCCUCUGAAGUAGUUAAAGCUGUGGAAGAAUUAAAAUCCACUGAGGAAAGGGAUCUACUGGAUAUAAAGCAAAAUGUUCUCAAUAUUAAUGAAGCAUUGGACAGUUUGAAAUGUGAAAAUGAAGAACUUGAACAAGAAAAUAAAGAGUUAUCACAAAUAAUUGGAAAUAGUUCAACAAGAAAGCAAGCAUAUGAGUCAGAAAUCGAAACUAUCUGCAAAAGCAUAAGUAAGACUGAACAGCGUCUAGAAAGACUAAAUGAAGAUGUCUCUAAUGCUGAGUUGUCCUACAGUGAAAUAAAAAAAAAGUACGAGGAAUUGAAAAAAAACAAAAUUACAGAAGAAAUCUCUUUCAAGAAUUCAGAGUUGGAUCUUAAAAAAGAAAUUCAAGCUCAAAAAGGUGUUUGGAAAGUGAUUCAGGACAGGAUUAAAUCAAUAUAUGGUGAGCUAGAGGAAGAGCAAAAAGAGAAACUCAAGAAAACGAAGGAAGAUAUGAAGAAGAUAGAAGAGAUUGAUAGACAAGUAGCUGCUAUAGAAGAAAAAUAUAAAAGAAAAAAAGAUAUAUCUAAAGACAAGCAUGAGAAGCUUUCCUGUUUGAAUCAGAGAAUACAAGAGCUAGGUAAGAAGCAGGAGCAAACUGAGCAACAACUGGAAGAAAAAAGAACUAUUAUGCAGCAACAAUUAAAUGAUACACAGGAAAAAAUUUCAUUUGUUUCCAGUCAGAUUGAUGAAAAUUCUCACACUGUGGAAAAUUUAAAAACUGAACUUAAAGAAAUACAUGAGUUAUGUGACACUAAGCAAGCAGAGAUGGAAAAAACAGAACAAUCUUCUGCUGAUUUGCGGCGAAUGUCAAGUGGUGUGGUGAUUAUGGAGCAAAAUGUUCAAAUGGUGUUUAAUCACCUCAAAGAUGAGCUAGCAGAAUAUGAGAAAAGGUUAAAUCAGGAAGAAAAAACAUAUGGAGAAUUACUACAGAUUAGAAAGAAAAAACUGAGAGCUUCAGAAAGUUGA